AACGCAUGGCCGCUCGCAGUGUUCCCAACUUCUCGCAAUGAACUGAUGACUAAAAAACAGUCCCGAAGAAGAAGACGGACGAAUAUUUCUGCGAACCAUUCGUGGCCUCCGGCUCACGGUGAAACCGUUUCACGCCGCCGAGGAGAAGAAGAGUGUGUGUGUGUGUGUGUGUGUGUGCGUGCAUAGCCACAUUGCGAGCAGGCCACCACACAGCCGGUGCUGUGAUGUCCUCGACCCCCAGCAGACUCAAACACCCACACUGCAGGAAGAAGCACUAUCCCAUCAGCACCUACCUCACCCACGUCUGAUAGCCGGACUCGAGGCCUUUUUUUUUGAGACGCCAGGUAGAGGACUUGACGGGAGAGAUUGAGGAAACCCGAGAAAGAUGUCCGACUCGGCUGGAAGUGGUGAAGGCGGUGGUGUGGCGGGCACAGGGCCGGACGCAGAAGCGGACAGUGAGCCCCCUCAUCAGGCACCGGCUCCCUCCGAAGGUGACCGCUUGGAGGUGGAGGUGACCUCUGAUGACGGGGUGCCUUUGUCUGCCAAGCGGCCCAAGAUGAGCGAGGAGGAACAGGGACUGGAGCAGGUUGCAGAGCCCGUCACUAUGUAUGGAGAAACACUGGCGGAGACGGGAUCGCUGCAGGCCGAUCCAGCCCCGCCAGAACAAAGGACAGGGGAAGCACCACAGUGUGAGGACGCGGGGGAAGAGGGGCCAGUAAGUGGAGGGCUCGAUAUCCAAUUAGAAGGAGGAGAGACAACGCCAGAGGAGGAGGACAACGGUAACGGAUCUGCAGAAAGCCCCAGCGAAGGACAGCGCCUCGGCCUAGAUUUUACCCGACCCCAGAUGCUGACUGGUGCCUGGACGGAGUACUCCAACGUCCCAGAGAAUUACCUCAAAGGCUGCAAAUGGGCUCCUGAUGGUUCCUGUAUCCUGACCAACAGUGCAGACAAUGUGCUCCGUGUGUACAACCUCCCUCCAGAGAUUUACAGCUACAACUGGGACUCGCUCCCUGAGAUGAGUCCGGUGCUGAGGAUGGCGGAGGGGGACACCAUCUACGACUACUGCUGGUACCCCAAGAUGAACUCUCUGGAUGCGGACACGUGCUUUCUAGCCAGCAGUAGCCGGGACAACCCAGUCCACGUGUGGGAUGCGUUUUACGGGGAGGUGCGAGCCAGUUUCCGACCCUACAAUCACCUGGAUGAGCUGACGGCAGCCCACUCCCUCUGCUUCUCGCCCGACGGGACGCAGCUCUACUGCGGCUUCGACAAAACGGUCCGGAUCUUCUACACCGAUCGUCCGGGAAGGGACUGUGAGGAGCGGCCCACCGUGGUGAAGAAGCAGGGCCAAGGUGGCAUCAUCUCCUGCUUUGGCUUCAGCCCCUGCCAGACUGUUUACGCCUGUGGCUCUUACUCCCGCUGCGCUGGCCUCUACUCCUGCCAAGACGGCACCCUGCUGGCUCUGCUGCCGACCCGCCACCACGGAGGCCUCACCCAUCUGCUCUUCUCCCCCGACGGCAACUACCUGUACACUGGCGGGCGCAAGGAUCCAGAGAUCCUGUGCUGGGACAUACGGGAGCUGAGCAAGGUUGUGUUUUCACUCAAGAGAAACGUGGCCACUAACCAACGCAUCUACUUCGAUCUGGACCAGUCGGGCAGGUACCUGAUAAGUGGCGACACAGAGAGAGUGGUGUCGGUGUGGGACACCCAGACAGCUCCUCCUGAUGGUAACGAGGCGCUACUGCAGCCUGAGCUCAGGUUCCAGGCCCAUUGGGACUGCACCAACGGCGUCAGUAUUCAUCCCUUCAUGCCGCUGUUGGCUACAUCCAGCGGGCAGCGGCAGUUCCCGUCUCCCGGUGAGAGCGGGGACUCGGCCUCUGAGGGCGAGGGAGGGGACGCCCGGGUGUCGCCUCAGGAGACCCGACAGGACAACGCCCUGACUCUGUGGUGGGCCGGGCCGCUCGCCCCCGCCGCCGAGGGGAGCCCGGAGCAGCCUGAAGCUCUGCCGGCCCAGACGGCUGACACAAAGUGACACCUGCCAUGUGAUAUUUAUUUUAGGAACGCUUUCUACGGAUAAAGCUAUUUUUUUUUUUUUUUUUUUUUUUGUCUUUUUGGUCAUCAGCAACAUGAAUUCCUGGGGUGUGAACGCCUCUCUGGGUCAUUUUUAAAUAUCUGGUUACCGUAAACAUUUACAGUCCACGUAACUUAAGUCUUAACAUAUCAUCUUCCAGUUUACAACAUUUACUGACACACUAGCAGAGAUCAAAUUCAAAGGUCCGGGUUAGUGCAGAUCUGAUUUCAGGGUUCUGUGUGCAUGUUGUAAAGCCAGUUGGGUGAAUAAGAAUUGGAGCUGUAUGCCAAGACUGGUCCAUGCUAAACGCAGGGAGGUUGAGACCAGUGUAAACAAAUUGGAUUGGGACCUGAUAUCUCUCAAUUUAGUUAUUUAAUUAGCGGAAGAACAUUUGUUUGAAUACGAUGAAUCUUUAAUCAAAAAAUGUUGUUCGCACUGAUGUUCUUCCUGAACUGGUAGAAUGUGCAGGGCCUUGACUUGUGUGUGUCUGUAAUGCUGCCCUGGAGAUCCAUAACUGCUAUAGUUACAGAAGUGCCCUUUGUUCUUGACUUUUUGCUUUUUGUAAACGGAGGGGAUCUUUCGUUUUUACCCUUUUCUUUCUUUAACUGUUGGACGCCCAAGUGUCCUGUCGCAUGCCCACAAAUGUAUAUUUUAUAAAGCUGUGAUCAUUAAAAAAUGUUGUGUAAACUCUGUAAGCAGCUAGCUUGAUUACCGUAAACUCAUAACAAUCUGUGAAAGUCUGUAAGUAGUAAAAAAAAACGAGGGAUGUCUAUUCUAUUGUUUUCUGGUUGUUUUUUUUUCUACAAAUUGGGCUAGAUUUGUGAGUGAUGCAGCAGCACAUUGUGUUUGUAUAAUUGCAUUAAUACUGUACUGCAGUGCUCUUGCCAUACGUGGGGUGUGCUUUACUUUAGGGUUGUGUAAUGUUCCAGGUAGAUGAGAGGAAGUACAGCAUGAUCCAACUAAAACCUCACAUCGUUGACACCGAGGAGUCGAUCCACUCUGAAGCCUCUGCUGAUCCAGGUUUCCAAGCGUUAGUGCAGCCGCCAUCGAACAAUACUACACUGGUUUGCACUACCAGGAAGCAUUCGGAACCAUGUAGGCCUCGAUCAUGUGACCUGCGUCUGCUACAGGUGGCUUUUUGGUGUGUUUUUCUUUUAUUCAAGCUGCAGUGAAUUCAAAGCGUAUCUCUUUACACUCUUCUGGUGUUUGUGCUUUCUGGUUUAAAGCAGUUCAGAGUUGGAUGCCCUGUAAUACAAACCUCAAUAAAUGCACCAUGAUGCUCUACUUGA
Messenger RNA from Cyclopterus lumpus (lumpfish), 3357 nucleotides. It is a transcript of the gene wrap53, whose product is annotated as WD repeat containing, antisense to TP53. The record is from RefSeq and is a predicted model, not a curated record. Gene Ontology annotation, cellular component: Cajal body. Gene Ontology annotation, molecular function: RNA binding; protein binding. Lineage: Eukaryota; Metazoa; Chordata; Actinopteri; Perciformes; Cyclopteridae. Gene Ontology annotation, biological process: Cajal body organization.